Molecule: messenger RNA, 3014 nt
Organism: Mya arenaria
Lineage: Eukaryota; Metazoa; Mollusca; Bivalvia; Myida; Myidae
Product: steroid 17-alpha-hydroxylase/17,20 lyase-like
Exons: 8
Coding region: 494-1969 (491 amino acids)
Molecular function (GO): heme binding; iron ion binding; oxidoreductase activity, acting on paired donors, with incorporation or reduction of molecular oxygen
Source: RefSeq, a predicted model, not a curated record
GUCUAGAUUCCAGUUCUGGACCCAUGUUAUUUGAUUUCCUAACAACUGAGUUGAACAUCAGGUCGGAAUGACACCAUUCCGACUAUAAAAGUGUGCGAAAUUUUUAGUAGCGCUCAUUGAUACCAAACAUUUUGUUUGGAUCGCAACUUAAGCUAUUGAAUAGAUGUUGUGAUGCAAUUAACAUAAUAGAAAUAAAUGUUUAAAUAAUAGUUCUCAUUUGAAGAGUUUUUUGUUUAAAAAUUCAAACUGAAUUUUGAAGAAACAUAUAAUUUUUGAACAGUAUAAGGAGACUGCUUGUUGUUCAUAAGGAGCUUUCUUUUAUACAAAAAAACAUUAUAAACACUUUAAUAGUUGACUUUAUACAUGGACUAUAAUUGUUUGCAUAAAGUAAUUAACAAACAAAUACAUUAAAAUUUAAACAAAAGGUGUACAGUACAUCAGUUAAAAAGAAACUGUCUAUGAAGGAUUACAGAGCUCAACUAAAAAGCCUACAAUGAUCCUGCUGCUGUUCGUCGUCGCUGUAGUGACCUUGACCCUCUACUAUCUUGUACAAGAUGUCUACCUGUUCUACAUCAAGGGAACCCCCAAAGGACCGUUUUCACUGCCGAUUAUCGGAAACAUGCAUCUUGUCGACAUGAAGCACCCUCAUUUGUCAAUGGCAAAAAUCGCCAAAAAGUAUGGUAAAAUGUUUACCAUUCGUAUGGGACCGAUGGGCCGCUUUCUCAUUGUGCAAGACAUUGAGAUAAUCAACCAGAUUGCAGAAUGUCCGUUCGCAAAUGACCGCCCUGAUGUGCCGAUCUUUGAGAAGAUAAACCAGGGCAUGGAUGGAAUUGGAUCGUGUAAAUACGGGGGGCGAUGGAAAACCAUGACGCACACGCUCCACAAGGGCAUUUCUCACAUCUCAAACAAGAGCAUGCAGGACACUGCUGUCCAUGCUAAUAAACAAUUAAUUGACAGAUUUGCAGCCAAGUCUGGUGUUGCGUACAAUCCACGCGGGGACAUCGUCCUCUUGUGUUCUGCCAUGCUUAGCUCAAUUGUGUACGGAAUCGAGCUUGAGAGUCUGGACAGCCCAGAACUGUGCACGAGAAUCCACUACCACUCCAUGAUCAUGUCGUUACUCAGCCCUUCCCAUCCUUUUAACAUAUUCCCCUGGCUCUGGGACCUACCCCUUCCUAUACCUGCCAGGGCUAGGCUGCAGAAAUGCCUGCUGGAGAGAAACAAUCUGAUGGAAUCCAUGUUUGACAGUCAUGCAGAAAACUUCACCGGGAGUGUACAUGACAUCAUGGACGUUAUUGUGCAGUUUGAGAACAUGAAGAAGGAUGCUAACGUCACGAAACACGACUUGUUCAUCUCUGCAUGGGCCAUCUAUCUGGCAGGCUGUGAUACACUGGUGGACCUGAUGUUAUGGAUGAUGUUACAUGUGUGUAUGCAUGACGAUAUCCAGGAAAACAUUCAGAAGGAACUAGAUGCCGUUUUGGAAGAGGGAGACACUAACAUACUGGCCAAGAAAGGGGACCUUAAAUAUACAAGGGCAGCGAUUUUCGAGUGCCUACGCUAUGCAAGCCCUAUUGCUAUCGGUAUUCCGCACCUGACUAGCAAAGACAUCUACAUCAAUGGAUACUGUAUCCCAAAAGACACAACCAUCAUGAUGAACCAGCACCACGUGCACCACAAUCCAGAAUACUGGCCAGAUCCCGACCAGUUUAAGCCGGAGAGAUUUCUGGACGCUCAAGGAAACCUGUACCCCACCCACCACAUUUUCAACAAUAUGCCGUUUAUUCCUUUUGGCCGAGGCAAACGACCCUGUAUCGGACGUCUCCUUGCCUUAGACAUGUUACUUAUCGAGCUGAGCAUGAUUUUACAAAGGUUUACCCUGAGACUACCACCCGGCUUUAAGCCAGACUUAGAUGGAAGCGUUGUACUGAACCUGCGGCCAAGUCCUUUCCCAGUUCAGUUUAUUGAGAGAUAAAACAUUCAUGUCCUUAAUACCAGAAAACAACAACAAUUCAAGCAUCAGCCAAUCAUGUUAACUUUAGAAAGUGUUAAGGAUUUCUCACCGGUACCCCUUUUUGAAAUUCGCGAUGAAUUUGGAGACAGCCCCGACUCUUGCCUAAUGCAAUGUAUGGUACCCUUGGGUGUUAACAACAUGAAUUGAGGGGUGAGAAUGUAUUUAGCACAGACUUAGACGGAUUAUGUAUUACAUGAAUAUAUCAACAUAUUAUAUCAUAGAAAACGAUACCGUGACUUUCUUAUGAACAUUGCAUAUAUAUGUGAAUACUCUCUAUUUAUAUCAACAUAUUAUAUCAUAGAAAAUGUCAUCAUUUGUUAUAAUACUCACUAUUUAUAUUUCAACCAUGUUCUUUGUAAAUAUGCAUAAUUUUGCCAUAGAUAUAUAUAUAUAUAUACACAUACAUGAAACAACCUGUUCAUCUCCUCAUUUUAUCAUCAAGAUUAACCUGCAACAGUAGUAAAUGUUUUGUCAUGUAUCAUUUGAAUGUCAUGUUAUAUACUUAAAAUAGGUCUAUCCGGUUCUUUAUUGAAUGAGCUAUCUAUUCCAACCUUCAAACCUUCGAGGCAAAAUGACGCCCUCUGAACACCGACCUGAAAUCUUAAUCAGCUAUCAUAAACUCUUGCAAGAAAAAUUAUUUAUUUAUAUAUUAUACUGCUGUGGGUAAUUUAUAAUCAUGUUGGCACAUCAAUUGUUUUAUUCCAUGUUUUUGAGAUAUUAGUAUUCCUGAAUUAAUUUAAUUGUAAUAAUGAUGAAUUAUCUUUAUAAAUACUAUAUUGUAUAUACUGUAUUUGGAUGCUUCUUUGUGAAUAUUAAUUAAAUAUCGAAAAAAGCACCAGUCAUACACUUAUAAACAGAGGCAAAAUUCAACACUUAUUUGAAGUGUUAAAGUGAUUAACUUUUGCUGAAAAGCAAAUGACUUAUUUAUCAGUUAUGAGAGUGUGGGCUUAUAUGUAAAUACAUAAUAUAUCAGUUAUAAUUUGUUUGAAUAAAGAAACAAAACUUC